Messenger RNA from Tripterygium wilfordii, 1161 nucleotides. Its product is annotated as NAD(P)H-quinone oxidoreductase subunit S, chloroplastic. Gene Ontology annotation, biological process: photosynthetic electron transport chain. NCBI's taxonomy places the organism in Eukaryota, Viridiplantae, Streptophyta, Magnoliopsida, Celastrales, Celastraceae. The transcript has a single exon. The record is from RefSeq and is a predicted model, not a curated record. Bases 49 to 810 code for a protein of 253 amino acids.
CAACAAAAUCAUAUUUGAGGCCACAAUCAAUAAUCAAUAGCCAAGCAUAUGCACCUUGUUUCCCCCAAAAACUUUCUUCUGGAAGAAACCAUGGCUCAUUCAAUCACCCUCCCAAGCCUUCAAGGCCACCUUAAAUCCCACUUUUUUGGCCAAACCAUCCUCUCCGAUCGCCCUGGCCGAUCCUCUUUUCCACUUUCCAGGCACCAAUCAAGGUUUCCAUGUGCCAAAUUCAACCUGUCAGAGCUCUUGGGGGGCAGGGGACUCUGCAAUGGAGAGGAAGGGAUAGAAAAGGAGCUAAAGAAAAGCAUGGAAGAACCAUCAUCAUCAUCAGCAGCAGCAGAUGUGAAGAAUGAAGAGAAUUCAACUAGUUUGGCAAUAUCGGGAGCUGAUAGUGUUCCGGAAGAUGGUUUUGAUAAGGAAAUGAUGGGACUAACUGGGGGAUUCCCAGGAGGAGAAACUGGUCUCCAGAGAUUCAUCCAGGAAAACCCACCACCAAAAAAUCAGUCGGGUGCAGAUUCAGGUAAUGAAGUAGAGAUUAAUACCUCUAAGAAGCCGAAACCACCUGAAUUGCCACUUUUAAUGCCUGGAAUGAUUGCUAUUGUGAAGAACCCAAAUAAUCCAUUCUACAUGUACUGUGGCAUUGUCCAACGCAUCACCGAUGGGAAGGCAGGGGUUCUUUUUGAGGGAGGAAACUGGGAUCGAUUAGUCACUUUCCGGCUUGAAGAGCUCGAGCGCAGGGAAAAGGGUCCUCCAAUGAAGAAUCCAAAGUCCUGCAUACUUGAAAGCAUGAUAGAACAAGACUCAAAGUGAUCGUACUUUCAUGUCUUGAUGUGUGUGUUAAUUAUGCAUCAUUUUCUACUUCCUGACAACCCCAGGUUUGACAUCAUAAGUAGUUGAGAUUGUAAAUCCAUCUUCGAGCAAUAAAAAGUUAAAUAAAUGCAUUGUGUUAAAAUAUCAAUGAGCUGAUUGUGAUCUGAAGCAGUAUUUGCAAUGUGACAACGAUGUUCAACUCAUUGUCCUUCCUCCUCAAAUCGCGGUCAAAGAUAAAGAAGCAAACACCCAACUGCAAAAAUAGUGAAGAGAAACAAUCUAGUUUGUUGCUUUGUCUUGUAAUUCAAUACUGCUUACUAUAUAUUUAAACAAUUUAAGCAUGGUUUACUA